GAGAUGAGUCAUGCGAAUGCGAGUGGCAAAAACUUAAAAAGAAAAAGAAGAGUCGUCUUGCUUUUAGUUUGGUCACUCACGUCUUCAUAUUUGUAUAAAUAUUAUACAAAAAUAGUUUGUGGUAUCAAAAUUCAAUGCAAUCUAAUAAUCUAUAUCUCACAAUGUCAAACUCAAGAGAAAAAGCAUUGUAUCCGUGAUAUGAUCACCUGUCUCUUUUUUGUUUUUUCUCUCUAAUUCCCUCAGUGGCCCUGGAAUGUUGAGUAGUUGCAAAGUAAAAUAUCUUAAUUAGCAGUUAAUUAUAAAUGGAUUGAUGUUUGUGGGUAUUUUACUUUACUCAAUGCCUAUUCUUAGCUUUCACGAGAUGGUCUUGGAUAGAGCUGUAUACAGAACCAUUCACAUGUUGUUAUACUUUUAAAUUUAAAAACCUGUUCUUGGCAUUUUCCCCAUUUGCUUCUUUUAAAGCACAAUUCAGUUUCUUUUUCUCUUCUUCCUCUCCACAGCUCCAGUCAUGUUCAUUGGACUAGGAGUUUUUGUUUUCUGUAUUUGAUAUCGGUUCUCAUUGAGUUUUCCUGCCAGUACUGGGUCUUUAUGGCUUCCUGGGCAUUUGUUAAAUGAGACAUCUAUUGAUUUUAGACCUCAGUUUAUUUGGUUUUUGGUUAAGUUUAGGUAGUUUCCAAUCUGGGUUUUUGGUGAGAAUGAAAAUUUUUGCAUCUUUCGAGCUUUUUGUUUUGUUUAUACUUACUGUGUUAUCUGGAUUUGGUUACUGUAAAGAGUGUACGAAUAUUCCUACUGAACUCUCAUCACACAGUCUUCGAUACGAGCUUUUAAUAUCCAAGAAUGAGAGUUGGAGACAAGAGAUGUUCUCACACUAUCAUUUGACACCAACAGAUGAUUCAGCCUGGUCAAAGUUGCUUCCAAGAAAGAUUUUGAAGGAAGAAGAUGAACUUGAAUGGACAAUGAUGUACAGGAAACUGAAAAAUUCAGGUGUUCAUGAUGGUUCAGGGAAUUUUCUCAAGGAAAUAUCUUUGCAUGAUGUGAGACUGAAUCCUGUUUCGACACAUGGAAUGGCACAGCAAACAAAUUUGGAGUAUUUAUUGAUAUUAGAUGUGGAUAGCUUAGUAUGGAGCUUCAGAAAGACAGCAGGUUUGGCAACUCCUGGAAAUCCAUACUCUGGUUGGGAGGGGCCAGACAAAGAGCUCCGGGGUCAUUUUGUAGGGCAUUACUUGAGUGCAACAGCACAAAUGUGGGCAAGCACACAUAACGAUACUCUCAAACAAAAAAUGUCUGCUGUAGUGUCUCAUCUAUCUGAAUGUCAAGUAAAAUUGGGCACUGGGUAUCUUUCUGCUUUUCCAUCUGAGCUAUUUGAUCGUUUUGAGGCCAUAAAACCGGUCUGGGCUCCAUAUUACACUAUUCACAAGAUUCUAGCAGGUCUACUGGAUCAAUAUACAUUAGCUGGUAAUGAUCAAGCUUUCAAAAUGAUGACUUGGAUGGUUGACUACUUUUACAAGCGUGUUCAAAAUGUGGUCUCCAAAUACACAGUUGAAAGACACUACCGGACACUCAAUGAAGAAACUGGUGGCAUGAACGAUGUGCUGUAUAGACUAUACAGCAUAACGGCAAAUCCAAAGCAUUUACUGUUGGCUCACCUAUUUGAUAAACCAUGCUUCCUAGGCUUGCUCGCAGUUCAGGCGGAUGAUAUAUCUGGUUUUCAUGCUAAUUCACAUAUCCCAAUUGUAGUUGGUUCGCAAUUGCGAUACGAAAUCACUGGUGAUCCACUUUAUAAGGACAUAGGAACAUUCUUCAUGGAGGUUGUGAACUCGUCUCACAGCUAUGCAACUGGAGGAACAUCAGUCAACGAGUUCUGGUCUGACCCUAAGAGAUUGGCAAACACUCUACAAACUGAGAAUGAAGAGUCAUGCACAACUUACAACAUGCUAAAGGUCUCUCGCCAUCUGUUUAGGUGGACUAAAGAAAUGGCAUAUGCAGACUACUAUGAGAGGGCUCUUACAAAUGGUGUGCUAGGAAUCCAAAGAGGAACAGAACCAGGAGUUAUGAUUUACAUGCUUCCACUAGGUUACGGAGUUUCCAAGAGCAAAAGCUACCACGGAUGGGGAAAGCCAUUCGAGUCUUUCUGGUGCUGCUAUGGAACAGGAAUUGAAUCAUUUUCAAAGCUAGGAGAUUCAAUAUAUUUUGAAGAAAAUGGAGAAGUUCCUAGUCUUUAUGUCAUCCAAUACAUACCAAGUUCCCUUGACUGGAAACUUGGAAAAGUUGUGGUUAACCAGAAAGUUGAUCAAGUUAACUCAUGGGAUCCUUACCUUCGAGUGACUUUCACAAUUACACCUGGGCAGUCACGAAAGUCAUCGACAUUAAAGCUGCGAGUGCCAAGUUGGACACACACAAGUGGCGCAAAGGCAACCUUAAAUGCCAAAGAAAUUUCUCCACCAGCUCCAGGUAAUUUUCUUUCAAUUACUAAUAACUGGAGCCCUGGUGACGUAGUAACACUUCAGCUACCAAUUACUCUAAGAAUAGACCCCAUUAAAGAUGACCGACCUGAGUAUGCUACAAUACAGGCCAUUCUUUACGGCCCUUAUCUACUUGUUGGUCAUAGCAGUGGUGAUUGGAACCUAAAAACUGGAUCAAUUAGCUCUCCUUCAAAUUGGAUUACUCCAAUCCCUUCCUCUUACAAUGAUUAUUUGGUGUCGUUCACCCAAGACCAUGAAGACUCAACACUCGUCUUAACAAACUCAAACAAUUUUAUCACUAUGGAGAAACUUCCUGAAUCUGGGACAGACUCUUCUCUUCAUGCCACUUUCAGACUCAUCAUAACGGACUCGCCUUCUUCAGACUUAUCCCCAACCAAGGACAUCUUUGGAAAAUCAGUAAUGUUGGAGCCAUUUGAUUUUCCUGGAAUGAUUGUAAUGGAGCAAGGAGAAGACAAUGACCUCACAGUGACAGAUCCCUCAAAUGACAAAACUUCUACAUCACUUUUCCGGGUUGUUUCUGGAUUAGACGGAAGAAAUGAGUCAGUAUCAUUAGAGUUGCAAAGUAAGAAAGGUUGCUUUGUGUAUAGUGUGAGCAAUGAGGCAGGUGGCAGAUUGAAGCUGGGCUGUAACUUGAAAAUAUCAUCAAGUGUGGGAGCCAGCUUUGCAAUGAAUAAAGGACUCACCAAGUACCAUCCUAUUAGCUUUGUUGCUAAAGGAGCAUCAAGAAAUUUCCUUUUGUCUCCAUUGUUUAGCUUUAGAGAUGAAUCUUACACAGUUUAUUUCAACAUUGCAACUUAAAUUAGAUCAUAACAUGAAGAUGACUAGCCACCUUCAAUGGGAGUAUAAAUUUUCAUGUAGGCGAUUAUUUUAUUGAAAGUACUGAAAUAAAAUUCUUUUUUUUUCUAACUCA
This is a messenger RNA of Cannabis sativa, 3393 nucleotides long. RefSeq lists its product as uncharacterized. The transcript is spliced from 11 exons. Lineage: Eukaryota; Viridiplantae; Streptophyta; Magnoliopsida; Rosales; Cannabaceae. The coding region runs from base 612 to 3281 and encodes 889 amino acids. Gene Ontology annotation, biological process: carbohydrate metabolic process. The record is from RefSeq and is a predicted model, not a curated record.